ACAAGAUUCUCACACGGCCAAGCAUCUGGCAAUCUUUUGUGCCAAACGCUGCUGUCGAGGGCAAAUCGUACUGUAUGCAUAGUUCUCGUACUACUCGAAAGCUAGCUAACUAGCUAACUAGUUAGAGAUCUCACACUACAACCAACGAUCUGGCACAAAAUUGUCUUGUGACAAUAGAUUGAUUGUAUGAUUUGAAACGAAUUCAAAUCCAUCAGCAUGGCGACGACAGUACCAUCGUCCUCCCGCGAACCCAGUCUGUUGAUUCGAGGAUGUUUCUGGUUCCUCAUCUAUCUCUUGCUCAUGUCGAUAGUGGCAUACUCGGGAUUGGAAGAACUCGAUCCUAACGAUGACUUGAUUAUUCAUGCCACCAGAAGCAGCGAUCUGAGACGACGACAGCAUCACCACAAACAACAACACCCUACUAACAAGAUUUGGUCAUGGGUCAAGGAACUAUUGUUCUGGGAUCUACUAGAAGAAAAGCAGACGCUUCCUCCCCUCCCCAACAUUGCCAAACUCUUUUUUGAAGUCCAUCAUCCACCCAAUGACCAUGAACGCAUCCAAAACGCCAUACAAACGUUGCGACAAGAACCCGAGUUGCCCACACAACCGGACAUGCCCUACGAUGUACACAAUUGUCCCGAGGAUCCCCCUCAGGGAUAUCCCCUGCAUUGGAACUUGAUGGACAUGUUACAGAAUUGGAAUCCUUCUUCCAACAACAACAAUGACAUGGGGCCUACCAUGGUGUAUCAAAGUCUCUGUAUCUUUGAUGGAGAAACCGACCUACCAAAAGCAUUUCAUUAUCGCCAUCACAAUCUGCCGUUUGUCAUGCGCAAUCUGCCUGCUGUCCUGCAAACCACGGAACGAUGGACCACCCCCGGAUACUUGGAACAAUUGUUGAUGGAACCUUCGCGGGCCGAAAAGAUUGAUGCACAACAACCAGACAGCGGGAAUGGGACGGACAAACAACAAGUCAUUUCGUUUUCAGAAUGGUUGGCCAAAGUCAAUCGAGAAAGAGAAGACGAAGAAGAAAUGGAUACUAAUCAAACAACAGCAACAACGAAUGAAGCUUGGACCUUUCUAGUCACGGGAUCAUUGAUGGAAGAAGAUGAUGGAAACAACCGGUAUUUGUUUGAUGAACUGCCCUUUUUUGAUCCACACAGUACUAGUGCGAUGCACUCUAUUGCUGUGCCAAAACCACUGCGAGGAGGGCAGACCAACAGUGGCAGCAGUGAUAGCGGUAGUAGUACGAUCAUCCGUUGCCAGUUUGAUACCCAGGGAGUUGUGCAGGAAGCAUACUUUGACGAAUAUCGCAACUUUGUGGCCAACUUGGGAGGAACGAGAAGGUACAUUCUGGCAAACCCAACUGAAUGUCUCCACAUGAAUGUCUUUCCUCCGGAACACGAGUACGCCCGACAUACCACGGUGGACUGGUCUACGGCAGCAACAGAUCAUCAGAAUGAUACUAUUAUUGGAAAGGCGCAAGCCAAUGAAGUCAUCUUGCAACCAGGCGAUCUUUUGCAUCUACCAGCCGGUUGGUUCAACUUUGAUGUCACCUUGGAUGAUGCUAUCAACGUACAAUGCAGGGCCCAUGCUGGUGGAGAGGAAGCAACCAAAGAGCACUUUUGGAAUGCCUGUGGUGCUUCAGCCGCAAAAUAAAUGAGGAGAGUCCCAAGGUGCAAGGACGCUUGAGAGCGGGAGAGGUCCACAUUGGCUGUCCAACUAGAACCUUUUCGACUACGUAUGAUUCGAUUCAGAUCCCAGACAGAACCUAUUUUUGAACUAUGUAUGAAUCAGGUGCACGAGUUCCUCCAUUCAUUUCAUUGCGAGGAUUUCUAUAAUGCAUAAUAUCGUAAAGCAACUUUACAUGUCUCUGCUUCAAUGCUUUAGAGGGCACGACUUGGUCGCAUU
Messenger RNA from Seminavis robusta, 1908 nucleotides. The record is from the annotation of a GenBank genome assembly. Lineage: Eukaryota; Bacillariophyta; Bacillariophyceae; Naviculales; Naviculaceae.